Molecule: messenger RNA, 3810 nt
Organism: Neoarius graeffei (lesser salmon catfish)
Lineage: Eukaryota; Metazoa; Chordata; Actinopteri; Siluriformes; Ariidae
Gene: igdcc3
Product: immunoglobulin superfamily, DCC subclass, member 3
Exons: 14
Coding region: 308-2593 (761 amino acids)
Biological process (GO): cell-cell adhesion; axon guidance
Cellular component (GO): axon; plasma membrane
Molecular function (GO): protein binding
Source: RefSeq, a predicted model, not a curated record
AGUCCCGGUGCGUACCGUGUGCGCGUGAGGAGGCGACGGAGCGCGGUGGUGGUUUACCGGAGAGUCCAUACACACAAACCGAUAGAGAGAUAACAGGAGGAAGGAAAAGAGAGAGAUAGAGAGAUUCCUGGUGGACGUGUAAAAUGGCGCGAGGGGACACGAGUCCCGGGGACCAGCGCUUGUCCUAGGACGCAGAGGAAACCCCGCUCUCUCUCCCUGUCUCUCUCUCUCUCUGUCUGUCUCUCUGUCUGUCUGUCUGUCUGUGGUGUGGCUUUGUUUUGAUCCGCGCACACAUUUGGGGAAAGUGAUGAACAUGGCGACGGAAAGGCGCCUCCUGGCUGCUGCGCGUCUGUUCGGCAUCUGGCUCUCCGCGCUGCUCGGCGUGAGCUGUGGAGCCGAGCUGUCCUUCACUCUGGAGCCCAGUGACAUCAUCGCGGUUCAGGAACAGCCGCUGAUGCUGCACUGUCAGGUGGAAGGGAUUCCACCAAUCACGACGCAGUGGAGGAGGAACGGUGUGCUCUUAUUGGAGGAUAAGAACUAUGCCACGUUCAUUAACGGCUCGCUGCUGAUUGGCCGAUUCCAGAGGAACGACGAGGGAGACUACGAGUGCGUGGCCCAGAAUUCCUUUGGGCUGGUUGUCAGCCGCAAGGCCAAAGUGCAGGCUGCCACGAUGGCGGAUUUUCAUGUGCAGCCGCGAUCAGUGCGAGCAGAUUUAGCAGGUGUCGCACGUUUUCAGUGCCAAAUCCACGGCCUGCCCGAGCCGGUCAUCAGCUGGGAGAAAGACGGCCGUGAUGUGGACACGAGUGAUGAGAGGUACACGCUGUUACCCACAGGUGUGUUACAGAUUACAGGUGUUCACCCGGAGGACGGCGGAGUUUUCUGCUGCGUUGCUCACAACAGUGCAGGAGUCAAACACAGCGCUGGAGCUCGUCUCACUGUCUCAGGCUCACAGUCUUCUGUUUACAAAGACCCCAUGAUCCUCGUUGGCCCAGAGAAUCUCACUCUCACCGUGCACCAGACGGCCAUUUUGGAAUGUGUGGCUACGGGAUUUCCCCGCCCCAUCGUGUCCUGGAGCCGCCUCGAUGGGCGUCCAAUCGGAGUUGAAGGAAUCCAGGUGUUGGGGACAGGGAACCUGAUGAUCUCAGACGUCCGUGUGAAGCACUCAGGCGUCUACGUCUGCGCAGCCAACAAACCAGGAACACGUCUGCGUCGGACAGCUCAGGGUCGCCUGGUGGUGCAGGCUCCAGCGGAGUUUGUUCAGCCUCCUCAGUCCAUCGCACGGCCGGUCGGCACCACCGCCAUCUUCACGUGCCUGGCGCAGGGCGAGCCUACGCCUCAGCUCACAUGGCUGAAAAACGGCCAGAUCCUGGAACCUGGUGGCCACGUCAAGCUCAGGAACAACAACAGCACGCUGACCAUCUCCAGCAUCAGCCAGGAUGAUGAAGCGAUAUAUCAGUGUAUCGCGGAGAACAGUGCCGGCUCGUCUCAGGCCAGUGCCCGUCUCACAGUCCUGUGGGCCGAUGGGUUACCGGGCAUCCCGACUGGAGUGCGUGCUGACGCCCUCUCGCCAACAUCCAUACAGGUGUCGUGGAACGAACCAGCCCAGAACACACAGGACAUCAUCGGCUACGUGUUGCACAUCCGCAAGACAGCAGACCCGAUGGAAAUGGAGUAUCAGGAGGCAGUGAGUAAAGUCACGCUCCAGCAAGUGGUUGCUGAUCUCGAACCCUCCACAAGCUACAGCUUCUAUGUGAAGGCCUACACGUCCCGUGGAGCGAGCAAAGCCUCUGCCACAGCCCAGGAGAGCACGCUCGGAGAAGUUCCCGCUCCUCCGUAUCUCCACACUAAGAUGGUGGACUCCAACGUGGUGCAGGUGUCCUGGGAGCCGUCCACUAAAAUGGGUCAGCACGACGGCUUUAAGCUUUAUUACCGCAAAGCCCAUGAGCCGCAGUACACGGGCCCCGUCACCUUCUCCCGCAAUGGCACACACUACAACAUCUCACUGAUGGAUCCAGCAGCAGUGUAUGAGAUCAAGGUUCUUGCAUUUAAUCAGUAUGGAGACGGAAACGCAACUCUGCGCUUUGUAUCUCUGAAGGAGUCGGUGGAGAAAUCAGUCUCGAAUACUCCAUGUGAUUGUAUCAAGGAGGAACAGAAUAAAAGUUCCACUACCGGCAUCAUCAUCGGCGUCCACAUCGGAGUCACCUGCAUCAUCUUCUGUGUCCUGUUUCUCAUGUUCAGCUACCGGGGAAGGUUAUUGGUGUGUAAGACUGCUCAGGCUGCUCCUCAGGUAGGUCGUGAUGUGACGGUUCCUGCAGCAGCUGUGGUUCUGGAGUCCUCCUCGUCUUCACAGGGAGCUCUGGCCCUCAACGGCCUGCACACCUCCAGCAUUGACAGGAACGGUGUGAAGUGCAUCGGCGUCUCCAGUGAAAGGGAAAGACUCGUCUCAGGUCCAGCUGAUGCUGCACACAUGAUGGAAAACUUCUCUUGUUCGCUAAAUGAAACUCAGAUAUCCACACUUCCUCUGGAUGAUUUGUGCCUGAUGGAGGAACACCAGGUACCUUAUCGUAACGAAGUCCAGGUGGAUGAAGGAUAAACGUGAGCUGGUGUCGUCAAAAUCCACUCAGUAAAUUCCUCUCCCUCUCAGGUCAAAUAAAAAAUUUCCUAUUUUCCGUUUUUUUUCCCUUGUUGUUUUUUUAUUUGAACUUCGCAUAGAGUUUAUGAGUUAAAUACACACAUUAACAGGGAAUUCGCUGGACUCUGUAACUGGGAGAGCGUUUAAAAAGAAAAAAAGAAAAAGGUGUAAUUCUGCCACGGACUGAUUUCAUCAUUGGAAGGGGAAUAAAGUGAGAUUUUUAAAAUUUUAUUAUUAUUUUUUCCACCAGCAGCACAAAGACACACUUUUUUGUUUGUUUGUUUUUCUUUGGUGAAAAGACCGAGUCCUGCUGCCUGCUCUCAGCCUGCCAAUGAUUUCACAGCCCCAUCCAGCGAAGACUUCAGCCUUUUCUCCAGGGAUUUUAAAUGACUUGUAUUAUCUCAGGAUGUUUUUCUUCCACGAUAUCAAUCUAUUUUUCUUUAAACGGCCUCCGUGUUUUAAAUCAUGGCGGCUCUCUCCCCGUAUCCUGGGGUUUACAACAGAAACCUACCUCAGCCAGAAUGAAUGUGUUGGAAACUUUUUUUGUUUGUUUGUUUUUAUUUUUGCAUUUCUGCGUCGGUUCAGUGUGUUGGGUUUCUUUUACAUGUCAAGAAAACGUUCAGUCAGAAAACAAGAAGAAAACAACAAGAAUGGGUGCUGCCCUACCUCAACCACCAAGAACCACCGUUCACCUUCUCUCGUUUAAGGGAAAACGAGGGAAAAUAUCCAACAUCCAACGUAUAGCACUUCCAAACGUCGAAGUCAAUGUUCUACCUCAAGAUAACAACACCGUUGUUGUCGUUGUACUUCAUUUUUCAUAAUGAAAUGUAUUUCUUUCUUUUCUUCUUGGCUUUUUUUUUCUUUUUUUUUUUAAAUGUGUGUACCUCAUUCGACUUCACGGAUGCCAUCAUUAUAAAUUCUGCCAUUUCUUCUCCACAUUUUAUCGGGUUUAUAUGUAUUUUCUUUUUUUUUCAUAUAAAAUGUACAUUUGAUCUGAAUCUAAGGACUGUUAGAGAUGUAUUGCACUUCUACUAAUAAUUUCAGGAUCAGUUUUUAUUCCAUUCACCGUGUGUUAUGAAGAGAAGAUGAGAUACUGUAUAUGAGGCGCAAUCACUGUAUGUGUGUACAAACAUCUGUGCGGUGGACAUCUGUUAACGUAUCGUUUGACAAUGAGAAGA